GUGUGUGUGUGGUUUGGAGGCGGUGGGGGUGAAGAAUGCUUGGUAUGUGCGGACGACAACAACAUGAAAGGCGACGAGUGUUCCGCGUAACUGAUUGUGCGCUUACAAAUCCAUCCCAAAAGCACUUUGUGUCCGCUUAUAAACCGACCCGCAGACGCCAGACGCCUCGACGCGCCUUUGUCCCCCGAAAACAAGCGCCCAGGCGAAUUGGUGCGAGGCGGCCACGCAGUUUAUUUGAUGUCAAACACCCCGCGGAGGCGGAGAUGGUUUGGUCGGUAGUAGGUGGGACCGCGGUCUGCAGCAGGACGUCGUAGAUCAGCGAAGCGGACCGAAGGGUUGCUCCAUCGCCUGGCGCGCAUCUGACGGUGUGGAUGUGUCAGCUUACCUAUGCAGGAGCCAGGCUCGUCUUCUGUUUUUUUCUUUUUACUGUCGAGCAGCCCGCUCGGUGUGCUGAUGCUUUAAACCGACUGGCUAUUUCACAGGCUCCUGUCCACCGCCCGGAUUCACGUCUCUAGUGGCUUCUCCUUGCGGUUUUCUUCUUAUUUUUUUUGGAGGGGUGGGAGAAUAUAAAUAUAUAUUUACAUCUCUCUCUCUAUAUAUAUAUAUAUAAAAUAUAUAUAAAAACCUCCAGGAUGAUCUUUGCAAACACAGGCAACCCGCUGAAGACAGCCAAUCGCAAACAGUGGGUGUCCUGUGUGCAGUCCUACCCCAUGACUCCGUCCAGUCCCAGCAGCAGCAACAGCAGCAGCAGCACAGGCCUGGAGCAGCUCAGCAAAACCAACCUGUACAUCCGCGGCCUGCCGCCUGCGACCACAGACCUGGACCUGGUCAAACUCUGUCACCAGUACGGGAAGAUUCAGUCGGCGAAGGCAAUCCUGGACAAGACUACCAACAAAUGUAAAGGUUACGGCUUUGUGGACUUUGACAACCCGACGGCUGCUUUAAAGGCAGUACAUGCUCUAAAAACAAGCGGCAUACAGGCCCAGAUGGCGAAGCAACAGGAACAGGACCCCACAAAUCUGUACAUUUCCAACUUGCCUCUCUGUGUGGAUGAGAAAGAGUUGGAGAACAUGCUGCAGCCCUUCGGCCAGGUGGUCUCCACGCGGAUCCUGCGGGACUACAGCGGCAACAGCCGAGGCGUGGGCUUCGCCAGGAUGGACACAACAGAGCAGUGUAACGCCGUCAUCUCCCACUUCAAUGGGAAGUUUAUCAAAAUCGCUACUGGAACUCUGGCUCCCUCUCAGCCCUUGCUGUGUAAGUUUGCAGACAGUCAAAGGAAGAAACAUGCUCAUAGUGGAUUUGUUCCCAAUGGACAGACAGGGGAUCUCAGACUAGGUGCAAUGACUCUCACCUAUGACCCCUCUUCAGCAGCCAUACAGAAUGGGUACUACCCAUCUCCGUAUCCAGUGAGCAACAGGAUAAUGACAGUGCAGCCUGCGAUGUCUCCCUACAUGUCUCCAGUCAAUGCUUACCAGGUACAGAGUCAUUCUUGGGUGGCACAUCAACCAUAUAUCAUGCAACACCCGGGUGCUGUGAUGUCUCCCUCUGUGGAUCCCUCCAUGUCACUGCACCCCUCAGCCAUGAUCACUCAGCAGAUGGGCCAGCUGUCACUGGGAAACACUGGAGGGUAUAUUUCAGCUAACCCUGGUGUCCAAGGAGCUUACAUGCCUCAGUACCCUCCAAUGCAGGCAGCACCUGAAAAUGGCACGCCGCAACAAGUGGAUUCUUCCAAUAACUCGUCUCCUUACAGUCAACUCAGCAAGUAGUCACAGGUUAUAGAUUCCCGCUUUGUGAGCCAGAGGGCGGGAGAGAGGCCGAUGACAUCAUAGUAGUAACAAUUGCCGCCUUCUCUGAUUGGACCAGACACAUGAACUUUUUUGCACAGCCCCGACGUUUGUGGUGAAAAAAUGAGGACAGUGUAAAUGGACUCAAGCAGUUGGCUAAUCACAGGAAGAAAAAAAAAAAAGAUUUAUUUUGAUAAAAAAAACAUGCUCUUCUUUUUUCUUUUUUUCAAGGAUUAUCAAACAAAUGCCAGAGGACCCCCCCCCCCCUCCAAUCACCCUCACCCUCCCCUCCCCAGUCCCCCCCCCCCAGUAUGAUGUGAUGUUAUAACGCAUGAGAUUGAGAUAGUUUACCCCCCCACCCCCUCCAAGGUAUCUAUGAUUUUAAAGUUCCUUCGUUUGUGAUAUAUGAAAAACAACUUGCAAAACUUGAAGUUUGACGUUUUAGAAUAUUUAAAUUUUGGUUUUCAACAUUGCCACAUAAUAGCUUACAAAAUCAAUCCAUGUUCAACUGUACUAGACAGCUGAUGCAGAUGACCAUUUCAUCAGGAAAUUAAUGAAUCUAAUAUUGGAAAAGGUGCCUUCCUUACGUCACAUCGAACAUUGUUUCCAUCAAAACUUGAUCAGGUGUCAUAUUUCUAUCUGAUUGAUCAAACGUGUGUGUGUGAAAUGCUUCGCUAUCUAGUCUUCUGGUAGCAAUAAAGACAAUGAGAGUCCCACGGCAAUACUGAGAAAAAAAACAUUGGUCACAGUCUCAGAGCAAGGUAAUCCCUUAUUUCCCCCACUUUCCUUUUCUAGAAAAUUGUCGUGACAUGAAACAAAAGAGCCGUACUUUUAUGAAAUUACAAGUUUUACACCCAAUGGACAUCUUUAAAGGAGGGUUAUUUUUUUCUCUUGUGGUCAGUUCGACCAGUGAUCUACCUCAUGGUUCUGCCGGAGUCGGCUGGUGUUGUGGGGUUUGCAGGUAAAGCCCCCCUUGUUCACCAGAGCGGACGAAGCAGAGCAAAAGCCACGCUCGGGAGCUGGCUCAAUGGGACUUCUGCCCGUCUCGUCUCCCACAUGCCACAUGUCUCUCUGUUCCUGAUCUGCAAAGGAACGUCGUGCUUUGGUUCACCUUUACUUGUCAUUGCUUCCGUUCCGGUGGUUCUUUUUCCCGGCGUGAUGAGCGUUGUUCGGGUUGUGAGAUAGACAACUGCUAGCUUCUCCUUGAAACAGCUGGUUUUACAAUGUGCUUGGAAUAAAAUGAGUGCAGGCUCAGUGCAUUUUGCCCAUUCUUCUGCCUUUGCCAUUCAUGACAGAUCUUAGAUGACUCACCACGUCCCCUUACCUUUUUUUCUUGCUUUCCUUUGAAAAAGACUGAAAGCAACAUAAUCUUUGGUUGAACUGUUACUGUAAAGCUUUCCAAAAACAAGGCUAGCAUUUAGCCAAAUUUUGGUCAUUUUGUUUUACACCAGCUUAAUAGUACACAUGCCAACCAAUUUGCAUCUGAAAUCCAACAAUUAUGUCUGAAGUACUUAAAGAACCGCAGUAUUUCAUAAGAAUAGGAUGGAAGUUAAUAUCCCGUUGAUUGACAGCAUGUGUUUCAAAGGUUUCACUUGUAAGAAUAAGAUUUGUAUAUUAUAUGAAUUCAGGGCCAAACGUGAAAAAUAAGUGAGUGUUAUUAUUUGCUUUGCAAUUUCUUUUCUUUUAAAUUGGUGAUUUCUGAUGUAAAAAAACCCUCUAUACACUACUAUGAGACAAGAAGAAAAAGUUCAAGCUUCGUGGUCGCGGUGCUGUUCUCCGAUCAAUAGACCUGUAGCAACAAAUGCUCACCUUUGGAAAGUACAAGCGGUAACCUGAUUUUGCUGUGUGUACUUUCUCGUUAUGAACAUUUGUUGCAGGAAAAAAAAAACUGUAAAAAGGAAAAAAAAAAAAUCUUGUACAUGUUAUCCUCAUUGCUUCCCCCUUCACCUUCAGCUGAUUUUCAAACAACCUUCUCCUUGCUCUCUCCUUCCAAAACAUUGGAAUAAGAACAAUGCUGAAUAAAAGGCUCUUCUCUUUCUCA
Molecule: messenger RNA, 3825 nt
Organism: Pungitius pungitius (ninespine stickleback)
Lineage: Eukaryota; Metazoa; Chordata; Actinopteri; Perciformes; Gasterosteidae
Gene: rbms1a
Product: RNA binding motif, single stranded interacting protein 1a
Exons: 14
Coding region: 633-1766 (377 amino acids)
Cellular component (GO): nucleus; ribonucleoprotein complex; cytosol
Molecular function (GO): poly(U) RNA binding; poly(A) binding; mRNA 3'-UTR binding
Source: RefSeq, a predicted model, not a curated record